Messenger RNA from Pygocentrus nattereri (red-bellied piranha), 1160 nucleotides. RefSeq names its product intestine-specific homeobox. Bases 86 to 736 code for a protein of 216 amino acids. The transcript is spliced from 4 exons. The record is from RefSeq and is a predicted model, not a curated record. Gene Ontology annotation, molecular function: RNA polymerase II transcription regulatory region sequence-specific DNA binding; DNA-binding transcription factor activity, RNA polymerase II-specific. NCBI's taxonomy places the organism in Eukaryota, Metazoa, Chordata, Actinopteri, Characiformes, Serrasalmidae. Gene Ontology annotation, biological process: regulation of transcription by RNA polymerase II.
UCCUUUGACGGAGAGAGAGAGAGAUUGAGUUACUAAACACAGACUAAAGCCUCUUCUUGAUGUUGUGUCUGAGGAAAAAGUGAAAAUGUUGACUGUAGAAGCCGGACAGCCGAAUGAGAGAACGUCCAGAACCAGCCCGAAGCGUCUGUCCCACUCUAUAGAGGACAUCCUGAGAAGACCUUCCUGUUUAUCGGCGAGCAGAAGGCAGGAGCCUGUGGAGGACGUACAGGUGUGCACUGAGAUACCUGACGAGAAGAGAGAGCUGAGCUCCAGGCCAAACACAGUGUGUCGGCCUGGUCACCGAAGGGUUCGCACCACGUUCACAGUCGCCCAGCUGGAGGAGCUGGAGCGCGUUUUUCAGGACACUCACUAUCCAGACAUCCACACCAGAGACCAGCUCGCCACUCGGACCCAGCUGUCUGAGGGAAAAGUGCAAAUCUGGUUCCAGAACAGGAGAGCCAAGUGGAGGCGAGCUGAAGCUCAAGGAAAAGACAGAGAGCAUCAGCAGACAAACGAGAGCAGCUGCCCUCACGUCAUGACCACCCCGUUCUUCUUCUACACUCCAGUCCAGAGGCUCAUGUUACAGCAGAAGCCUCACCUGCCUGCCUCACUCUGUCCUUCCGUUUAUCCGUACGAGCUCAGUACUUGUAAACUCUGCGCCUUCAGUGGAGCCCAGCGGAUCGGCAGGUUGCUGUACCCCCCUUUCCUCCCCAUCUUGCAUAACGUCCCAUCCUGAUUUUGUAACUCGGUGCCUUAUUGUGUGCAUUCCGUGACUUUUCUAUGAUAAUGUGUGACCGUGUGCUGCUCCAGCUGUAAACUGCUUAUCUUAUCGGAAAAAGACGGUGAACCAUUUGUGACACGGUUCACUCGGAAAAAGAAUGGGCUGAAAACUAAACCAGUUAGUUUAUUACAGGGGUGUCCGGUCUUAUCCUGUGGCUGCAGGGUUUCACUCCAAACAAGCUGGAGCUCAUCUGACUCCACUUGUCUGAUUCUUAGUCUUCAAACGCUUCCUCAGGCGAGUUGAAGGCCUGCUGUGUUGGAGUGAAAACCUGCAGCCACACCGGCCUCCGCCGAUAAGACUGGACACCGCUGGUUUAUUAUUGACACACGGAGUUGAGAUAUAAACACAGCUCUCUUUUUUACACUUUUUACACUUUAUC